AUGUUUGCCGUGGGCAGAGUGCUGGGACAGGAGCAUGGGUGUGAGAGCAUAGACAGUCCAGAGUUACCGCUUCUGUCCAAACCUGGAGACAUCAUUAUCGGGGGAGCUUUCUCUAUACACAGCCAAGUGUCACAGCUGCCACUACUGUUUACUGAAAAACCGGCUCACCUUCCAUGCUCUAGGUCUAUGCGGAGCGUCAUGGGCCUGAUGAACGGGAGGGCGGCGGAGGGCAGUGGGAAAUGUUCCGUGCUCGCCGUUAUAGGACAGUCUGAAUCUUCAGCCACUGUGGUCCUAUCUCGCACCACCGGCCCGUUUGAGCUUGCAGUGAUCAGUCACUCAGCUACAUGCGAGUGUCUGAGCAACAGGAAGGAGUACCCAGCUUUCUUCAGAACUAUUGCCAGUGACCUCCACCAAAGCCGCGCUCUUGCCCACCUGGUCAAACACUUUGGCUGGACGUGGGUGGGCACAGUGAACAGUGACAGCGAAUACGGCAACAACGGAAUGGCCAUUUUUCUUACUGCUGCCCAGAAAGAAGGAAUAUGUGUGGAAUACUCUGAGAAAUUUCAUAGGACUGAACCUGAGAAGUUGAAGAAAGUGGUGGAAGUUGUCAAGAAAGGGACAGCUAAAGUCAUUGUGGCGUUUCUCUCUCACGUGGAAAUGAAUGGAUUUUUAGAGGAAAUGAGUUUGCAAAGUGUGACAGGCCUUCAGUUCAUUGGAGUGGAGAGCUGGAUGACAGCAGAUAGCCUCAUCACCCCCACCAGCUUCAAAGUGCUGGGGGGAGCGCUUGCAGCCAUUUUGUUUUAUUACCACAAAGAAACUCCUCUGGUUAAAGCCAACAACUCUGAGCUGAGCUUCCUGCUGCUGUUCUCGCUGAGCCUGUGCUUCCUGUGCUCUCUCACCUUCAUGGGACGUCCCUCUGAGUGGUCCUGCAUGCUGCGCCACACUGCGUUCGGCAUCACCUUUGUCCUCUGUAUCUCCUGUGUUCUGGGGAAGACUAUAGUGGUGCUCAUGGCCUUUAGAGCCACACUCCCAGGCAGUAAUGUCAUGAAAUGGUUCGGGCCUCUUCAGCAGAGACUCAGUGUUGUUGCGUUCACACUAGUGCAGGUUGUAAUCUUUCUGGGAUACAUAGGCCUGUUGGCUUUGCUGUGUUUUGUGUUGGCGUUCUUGGCUCGUAAACUCCCGGAUAAUUUCAACGAGGCCAAAUUCAUCACCUUCAGCAUGUUGAUCUUCUGUGCCGUCUGGAUCACGUUUAUCCCGGCUUACGUCAGCUCUCCAGGAAAGUUCACCGUCGCUGUGGAGAUAUUUGCUAUUCUCGCCUCAAAUGUUCCAGAGCCUUUGAGAUGCACCAGGAUAGAUGCUCGGGAGUUCAGAUUUGCCCACACAAUGAUUUUUGCCAUAGAGGAGAUAAACAGCAGUGGUGUUCUUCUGCCCAACAUUUCCAUUGGUUAUAAAGUGUUGGACAGUUGUGAUUCGCCGCAGCGAGCAGUUAUGGCUCUUCUGAAUGGACAGGAGUUGCACAGGGGGGGCACAUGCUCAGGUGCGUCUGCGGUCCAGGCCAUCAUCGGAGCCUCUGAGUCCUCAUCCACCAUUGUGAUGCUGCAGAUGGCUGGAAUAUUCAAUAUACCAGUGAUCAGCCAUUUUGCCACCUGUGCCUGUCUGAGUAACAGAAAGCAGUACCCCACAUUCUUCAGGACAAUUCCCAGUGAUUUUUACCAGAGUCGGGCUCUUGCCAAACUCAUCAAGCACUUUGGUUGGACCUGGGUUGGUGCCGUUAGAAGCGACAAUGACUAUGGCAACAACGGCAUGGCAACCUUUAUCACUGCAGCGGCGCGGGAAGGAAGACCCCAGUCUGUCUGCAGUCACAACUGUCCUUCUGGUUUCCGCCAGGCCCAGAUCAAAGGUAAACCUCCCUGCUGCUUCUCCUGUGUCCGCUGUGCUGCCGGAGAGAUCACACAUCUAAACAUGCAUGCAGUCAUAGGGGAGACCACCUCGACCUCCACUAUUGGCAUUGCACGCACCAUGGGACCCUUCUAUAUACCUGCAAUCAGUCAUUCAGCCACUUGUGCUUGCCUCAGCAAUAGGAGAGACUACCCUUCUUUCUUUAGAACUAUACCCAGUGAUUUGUACCAAAGCGAGGCACUGGCUAAACUGGUCAAACAUCUGGGCUGGACGUGGGUAGGUCAACAGUUUGACAUGAAGAGUGGUGAAAUAGCGAUGUGGGCAGGCAACAGUCCAAAGGUGCCCAGGUCUGUGUGCAGUGAGAGUUGUCUGCCCGGGACACGCCGGGCCUUUGUCAAAGGAAAACCUGUGUGUUGUUUCGACUGCAUCGUUUGUGCUGACGGAGAGUUUAGCAACAGCACAACCUUGAUAUUUUUCCACUUCAGACAGACUCCAAUAGUGAGAGCCAAUAAUUCCGAAAUGAGCUUCCUGCUGCUGUUCUCGCUGAGCCUGUGCUUCCUGUGCUCUCUCACCUUCAUCGGACGUCCCUCUGAGUGGUCCUGCAUGCUGCGCCACACUGCGUUCGGCAUCACCUUUGUCCUCUGUAUCUCCUGUGUUCUGGGGAAGACUAUAGUGGUGCUCAUGGCCUUUAGAGCCACACUCCCAGGCAGUAAUGUCAUGAAAUGGUUCGGGCCUCUUCAGCAGAGACUCAGUGUUGUUGCGUUCACACUAGUGCAGGUUGUAAUCUUUCUGGGAUACAUAGGCCUGUUGGCUUUGCUGUGUUUUGUGUUGGCGUUCUUGGCUCGUAAACUCCCGGAUAAUUUCAACGAGGCCAAGUUCAUCACCUUCAGCAUGUUGAUCUUCUGUGCCGUCUGGAUCACGUUUAUCCCGGCUUACGUCAGCUCUCCAGGAAAGUUCACCGUCGCUGUGGAGAUAUUUGCUAUUCUCGCCUCAAGGUCGGAGCUCUCAGACCUGAGGAUGACCCCACGCAGGAGGCAGGAGCAGGGCUUUGCACUUCUGCAGCUGCUGCUGGUCGCCUCUUUCUCUUACGGAAAUGAUUGGGUGGGCACGGAGGCCUGGAUCUUUGAUUCUAAAUCCUUGUCCAUGGAUCAGCACCACGUUCUGGAUGGGGCCAUUGGCUUGUCUAUUCCAGAGGCUCAUGUCAGUGGCAUGGAAGAGUUUAUGGUGGAUAAGGAGAAAUAA
Messenger RNA from Knipowitschia caucasica, 3141 nucleotides. The record is from the annotation of a GenBank genome assembly. NCBI's taxonomy places the organism in Eukaryota, Metazoa, Chordata, Actinopteri, Gobiiformes, Gobiidae.